Messenger RNA from Staurois parvus, 306 nucleotides. NCBI's taxonomy places the organism in Eukaryota, Metazoa, Chordata, Amphibia, Anura, Ranidae. The record is from the annotation of a GenBank genome assembly.
AUGUAUGUGAAAUGCUUUGAUACAGUAAUGUUUUACUAUGUGAUUUUAGUGAAUGUCACUUUUUGUCAUUUUUAAAUUUCCCGCCAUUCCGUCCCCAUCGUCCUGACGUCGCAGGGAACGGAACCCAGAAGACAGAUGCCGGCAUCCGCUGGAGGACAUUACAGGGGACACUGCAGGGUGGACAUCGCGCGAGUACAGGACAAGGUAAGUGAAGAACAGAUCCCGGAGCAACACCGCUUGGUAAUCCCGAGUGUAGCUCGGGGGUUACUGCUUGCGCUACACUUGGGAAUACCGCCAGGGAGGUUA